UCUUUAUCACUGACUCUGAUUGCCGUAAGUCAGUAAUGAUGGCAGAUAAUUCGGAGCGAAAGAGUCAAGAGGUGGUGGAGGAGGAGAUCUCAAGGCCUGGUUCCACGAAUGAGGCUUUUAGGAAGCUAUGGACGAAACGAACCCUUGGUUUUGCCAUCGGAUGUAUUCUUGUCAUGUUCUUCUUCAUGAACCUGACCGUCUAUACAGGCAAUGUCUACGAGCCGUAUGCGACGAGUCACUUCAAGGCACAUUCUCUUCUAGCGACUGGUGCCAUUGUCAAUGGUCUCGUACGCAUCGUGUCGUACCCACUGCUCGCUAAGCUCGCCAAUUAUUUUGGACGUCCCCAGAGCUUUGCUGGUGCUGCUAUCUGCAUGGCCAUCGGCAACGCCAUGUACGCAGGCUGUUCCAACGUCGACACCUUCUUAGCAGGUGGAAUCUUUGACGUCUUCGGCGAUACAUGGUGGAACAUCAUCCAGCAGAUCUUCGUCGCCGACAUAACAACCCUCGUCAACCGUGGUAUAAUCUUCACCCUUCCCGAAUCCCUCUCCGCGAUCCCCACCCUCUACGGCGGAACUUAUCUCGGCGAACACAUGCUCCUGCACUCAAGCUGGAGAUGGGGUUAUGGUAUGUGGGCUAUCAUUCUACCCGUCACUGCUAUUCCGACGAUUGGUAUCAUGAUCUGGAUGAAUCGCCGGGCUAAGCGCAUUGGUCUGAUCACGGAGAAGAUCUCGUUCAUGCAUGGUGCUGAGCCUGGUGUUGUUGGGAAGGUUAAGCAUGUUGCUACGCAGCUUGAUCUUAUUGGCGCUCUUCUCCUCAUUGGUGGUUUGGCUAUGACGCUGUUGCCGAUGACGAUUGCGGGAAGGAAUAAUACCGAUCGAUGGAGUAGGCCUUCGUCUAUCGUUCUCAUCAUCGUUGGUGUUUUGACCUUCAUCGCUUUCCUGGUUUGGGACGGAAAGUUCGCGUCGAACCCGAUUAUUCCUUACCGAACGAUCCGCGAGCGCAACGUCAUUGUCGCAUGCGCAUCAUGUAUCGUCAUCGCCAUGGCUGAUAGUAUCUACCGACCUUUCCUUUCGAGCUUCCUCCAAGUUGCGGGUCAUUACUCUCCUGGAGCUGCAACACGUGUGGAUAACGCCCAGCGCGUCGCAUACAACAUCGGUGCACUCGUCGCUGGUCUCUCACUGAAGUUCGCCAAGAACACAAAGCCAUUUAUCAUGCUUGGAGUUGUCUUGAUCAUCCUCGCCUGUGGUCUUCCAAUCUACCUUACCAACAUUUCCGGCACCCACAUCGCCAGCGAAGCUGCAUUCAUCACCUCCAAGUCCCUUCUUGGAGUUGGCCGUGGUUUCACCCAGGUCCCACUUCAAGUUUCACUCCAGGCCGUCCUUGAAAACGAGCAAGUCGGCAUUGCAACAGCCGUCUUCCUCUCAUCGCUCGGCUUUGGCUCCAACCUUGGAGUAACCAUCAGCGGCGCCAUCUGGAACUCUGUCCUCCCCCGAAAGCUCAAAGCGUACUUCGGAGAGGAGGAAGGCGGCAAGAUCUUUGGUUCUAUCGUGGUUGCGCGUGCAUACGAAGCUGGAACUACUGAUAGAAAUGCCGUUGAUGAAUGCUACCGCCAGACUCAGCAGACCCUGGCCAUUGGAUCAGUCUGUGUAUCAGGACUUCUCCUGGUGAUGGUUUAUCUUGUUCGCAAUGUUAAGCUUGGAGCUGAGGAUGAGAAGAGAGCGGCACAGGCUGACAAGGAGCUUGCUUGGGCUAUCAAGCAUAAGGAGGCUCAAGAGGAUGCCCCCGUUGAACUCGAGAGUGGAAGGCGUUAAAGUAACCCACCACUAAGUUUGGCGUCUGAUUGGGCGACUAGAACCUAGCAUGAACUCAUGAGUGCAAAAGUGAUUAGAAGAAGUCCACAUUGGACUACUGUAGUAUAUAUAAGGCUUAUCGGUUAAAAGAAGGGAAAUAUCGUAUUUAUCUGUAUAUGACACAAUUUCUAUCCCUGUGCGUGCUCAUCCAACAUACUAAGUUUCAUACCGAAUAACCAACAAAAACGCCAAGAUGCAAUCCCCAUACCCAUGUAUUCCUACUGCUUCCCAGCCGAGAUCAUCGAAUCAUGACUCAAGAUCCCCACAAGCGUGUCCCUCUUAAUACACUUCUCAAAUGAAAAGCUACUCGCCAGAUCCUCCAACUCCUCCUUGCUCUUAUCCCUAAACAACUCCGCCAACUCCCAUCCCACAUACUCACUCAUCAAACACUCUCUAAUAACCCGCUCAAACUGUCGUUCGAAAGUCCAGAUCUUGGGAUAUCUCGUAUCUCUGUACUUCUCCAGCACUUCUUCCUUCAAGCCUUGGAUGAAUGGUUCGUAGAGGUGCUUGACGCCGUCUUUGUUGACGACGCCCCAGAAAUCAAGACCGAGACGCUGUUUCUUGGCGAUGAAGGGCGCGAUGAGGCGCAUAUAGGGGGACUCGGGAUCGACGUAUACCAUGCCUUGGUAGCCGACAUCUUUAUACAACCAGAUAGACCAGUUGACAUCUGUUUCUCUGUAAAUAGCCAACUGCUCUUGUAGCAAAUUAAAGCGCUUGGCGUUGGUCUUGAUGGCGUCGUCACCCUCUUUAUGCUCAUUCUGAUAAACAGGACCAAACUCUCCAUUCCAAAUAGGCACGUUCUUCUCCCUCAUGAACUGCACCUUGCGCUCAAAGCUCUUCCUCAGCUUAGUGUUUUGUUCGUCUGUACCUUCGUACUGCUCUCCAAGAGGAAACCCGUAGAAGCUGUAAUCGUGACAGGCGUACACAGCGUUGGGAAGAGGGGUUUGGGGAAAGGCGCGGAAGUCCAUUGCGUAGGUGUUUCCGUCGAUGAAGAUCAUGUGAUCGGGAUCGAUGGCGCGGACUUCUUUCUCGGUGCGUUCGUACCAUUUUACGAGCUUGGCGCCGUAUUGGCCUGAUGAGGUCUUGGUUUCGUCGGCGGGUUCGUUGAGGAGGUUGUAGCCUGCGAUGACGGGGUUUCCCUUGUAGUGAGCUGCAAGAGCCUUCCAUAGCUGAAUAGCUCUGUCUUGAUGGUCUUUGAAGUCCCAGAACGCCGCGCGUGAAAGCCCAGAAUCGCUAUGCCAAUCUUGGUUCUGACCACCAGGAACGGCAUGUAGAUCAAGGACAGCGUAAAGGUUAUGUCUUCCGCAAAUAUCCACACAGCGAUCUAACCAAUCGAAACCAGAUUUCUUGAGAUAAUCUGGAUCCAUGUCAUCGAUAAAAUGACGAUAAUUGAACGGGAUGCGGAUACAGUUUAGACCCAACGACGCAAAGUAAGCGGCAUCAGAGUCUGUGAAGAAGUGGUAUAAAAGUCUGUCAAAGAAGAAGUUUGCCUUUUCUUCACCGAUGACUUCAGCCAUUUGUUGUCUGUGUUGGUGUUCGUGGCCUGCGUAGCCGGUGAUGAAGUUCUCCAUAUUGAGCAUGCCACCGAUGGCAGCGCCCUUGAGGAUGACGGUGUUGCCGGAGGGGUCGACGAUGCGACUACCCUCGGUAUGAAGCAUUUUACAUGUUGAUGGUUUUUGGGGGACGGCUUUGGGGACGGCUUCGUAGGAGCCGGAGUUGUCUGCUGUUGCGACCAUGGUAGAGAGUGUGAGAUGUUGGUUGAAGAAAGAGGAAAUCAGACAAUGAAGAGUGAAUAGGCGACGAAGUCGCUAAUGCGAGUGAUGCUCUGUG
Messenger RNA from Fusarium odoratissimum NRRL 54006, 3680 nucleotides. RefSeq lists its product as uncharacterized. The record is from RefSeq and is a predicted model, not a curated record. The transcript is spliced from 4 exons. Gene Ontology annotation, biological process: siderophore transmembrane transport. Gene Ontology annotation, molecular function: siderophore-iron transmembrane transporter activity. Bases 36 to 1811 code for a protein of 591 amino acids. Lineage: Eukaryota; Fungi; Ascomycota; Sordariomycetes; Hypocreales; Nectriaceae.